UGCUGAUCAGUGAGCUGGGAAGGCUGUCACGACCAUCUUCAUGUCAACAGUAGGGCAUGUUCAUUGGGAUCUUUAUACAUAGGCUUUGAAUGAUCCGUAGUGCCUCACAGCUUUUCCUUCUUCCUGAGUGUCGAGAGUUUCGUCCCCCUCUGUAAGUCUCAAAAAAAUGGCAAUGAUUCUUGAUGCCUUUGUGGGAAGAUCCAUUGGCAAGCUUUUAGAAUUUAUAGAGGGAGAGAUAUCCAUGGUGCUGGGCGUGAAGGAUGAGCUCAGGAAGCUUCAGAGAACGAUGGAGAGGAUAAGAGGCUUUCUCGAAUCCGCAGAGCGGAAGAGGCAUGCAGAUCGGAAUAUUAAUACAUGGGUGACGGAGUUGAAAGAUAUCAUGUAUGAUGCGGAUGAUAUCAUCGACCUCUGUAUGAUCGAGGGCAGGAGAUUGUUGGAAGAUCAUACGUCUAAAUCAGCGGUACGCCAUCCCUCAUGUUUAUUUUCUUGCUUUAGCUGUAUCAAGUCUCGGCAUGAAAUUGGUAGCAAAAUUAGAAAACUUAAUGAUAGGCUAAAAGAGAUGAAUGAGGAUAGAUCAAUAUUGUCUAAACUAGAUCACACUGAGAAAGAUGUUCAAGUGAGAGGAGUAAAUCAUCGCCAGACUUUUCCUAGUGGGGUUAAGUCCGAUAUUGUAGGGACACAAAUUGAAGAGGCUACCCAGAGUCUCGUUGAGUCGUUGAUUAAAGAAGAUAACAAAAAAUACCGAAUUUUGGGUAUCGUUGGGAUGGGUGGAAUAGGCAAGACCACUCUUGCUUCUAAUAUCUACAAUGACGAAGGGAUAAAAGAGAACUUUCCUAUACGAUUAUGGGCGUGUGUUUCUCAAGAAUUUUCAGAGAUAAAAUUGCUGAAAGCGAUAAUUGAGAGUGCAGGUGAAAAGUGUGGGGAGUUUGAAACCAAGGCGGCGCUUGUACCCUAUCUUUCCUCUAUACUUUCUAAAAUUUUUUUUAUUGUAUUAGAUGAUGUAUGGCACACAGAUGUAUGGGAACAUUUGCUUCGAUAUCCCAUUGAAAGUGCAACAGCCAGUGGCAAGAUUCUGAUUACCACUCGAAAUAGAAACGUGGCCAGAAAUAUGAGAGCAGAGAUCCACCGUGUUGAUAAAAUGGAUAAUGAUAGUGGCUGGGAAUUGCUCCACAAGAAUGUCUUUGGAGAUGAUGAUGAUGAGGAGGAGGAUAUCUCUAGAUUAAAAGAAAUUGGGGUUCAAAUUGUUGAAAAAUGUGAUGGUCUUCCUCUUGCAAUCAAAGUCAUUGCAGGGGUUUUAAGGUCGAAGGAUAGAAGCACCAUAGAAUGGAAUAAGGUUCUCAAAAGUGAUGCAUGGUCCAUGAGCCAACUUCAUGAAGAACUCCCAGGAGCUCUAUUUUUGAGUUAUGAAAACUUACCAUCUGAUCUCAAACAGUGUUUUCUUUAUUGCUCAUUGUUUCUUGAGGAUUAUAUCAUGGAUCGCGAUGAUCUUAUUCAUUACUGGGUGGUCGAAGGUUUUAUACAACCAGCACAAGAGGAUACACUUAUGGAAGAUCUAGCAGAGGACUAUUAUAUGGAGUUAAUUGGGAGGAACCUUUUACAGCCAUAUAAUGUUGAUAACUGGGGUGACCGACAUGGGAAUCUGUGCAAGAUGCAUGAUCUGCUACGUUCCCUUGCUCUAUUUUUGAUAUGUGAUGAAAGCAUUUUUCUUGGCAGCGAGCAAUCACCUAACAUAAACCCCUUGACUAAAAUUCGACGCUUGUCAAUGUGGAAUGCCGAGCAAGUCCCUGAUGCAAUAAAACAGCAAAAGUGCUUGAGGACUCUAAUGCUCCUAAGGAGUCCCAAGGAAAAGAUGAUAGAGAAUGAACUUUUUGAGAGACUGCGGUUUCUACGAAGCAUAACAAUAAACGAUGCGAGAAUUGAGAGGCUUACAGACUCUAUAGGAGAUCUUUUGCACCUGAGAUAUUUAGAUCUUGAUCGGACGAACAUCAGUAAUUUGCCAGAGUCCAUCGGAUGCCUCGUAAACCUGCAGAUAUUGAAUCUCUCGGGUUGUAGCUCUUUAUAUGCUCUCCCUAAGGCAAUCACAAAAUUGUGUAAUCUAAGAUGCCUUCGUCUUGGAGGAGGAACUCCAUUGAGUCAUGUACCAAAGGGACUGGGCAAAUUAAAACAUCUUAACCAUCUUGAAGGAUUUGUGGUUAGCCAUGAUGACAGAAGAGGCACGCAAGAUGACGAGGGGUGCGAUCUGGAGGAGCUGCAGUCUCUGCCCCAGUUGAGAUUCCUAGAGGUAAGGAGCUUGGAGAGGGCACAACCAGUGGGAGCUCCGGUACUCGCAGACACCCGCUCUCUGAGGACACUAAUUUUGACUUCCAGCCCACCAUCCGAAGAUGUGGAAGAUGCAAUUGCAACUCAAAGAAUUGAUGAGAUUUACAAUGAGCUCUCUCCUCGAUCCACCCACCUACAAAGACUUGACAUCAAUGACUUCUUGGGUACUCGAUUUCCCACCUGGAUGAUGUCACCUUCCUUGAAUGUUUCUUUUCCUAACCUGACAUCCAUAAAACUCAUUGAUUGUAAAUCAUGUCCUCAGCUUCCUCCACUGGGCUUGCUGCUCCAGCUGAAAUUCCUUUUCAUUGCUGGAGCACAUACAAUCAAAACCAUUGGACCUGAAUUUCUUGGCCCCCGUGCAUCGGCAGCAGCAGGGACAGCAUUUCCCAAGCUUGAAGAGCUGGAAUUUUGCUCGAUGAACAACUGGGAAGAAUGGUCGUUUGGUAUGGUGGAGGGGGUUGGUGAAGAAAGAAGAGGAGCCUCCAAGUUGCUGCCUCGUCUCAAGAGGCUGUUUCUUUGGUUCUGUCCCAAGCUGAGAGCUCUUCCAGAAGGACUACGGCAUGCCACCAGUUUACAGGAAUUGGUUAUCUUUGAUGCCGACAACCUAAUAGAAAUCGACAACCUUCCCGCAUUAAAGUCUCUACAUAUAGAACGGUGUCCGAGGUUGGAGCACGUGAAGAAUCUUGAUAAGUUGCAAUACCUAAAGGUCAUGGAGACAUUCGCCGCAGAUGCUGAUGGAGAGACAGAGCACCUCCCACAGUGGUUACUGGAGCUACUUCAAAAUGCACCAGCUGCUCUACAAAAUUUAAAAAGGUUUACACUAACAUGCAGCUUACCACUCCUUAAGACCUUCCUCAAGGACGGCCCCAACUGGCCCAUCAUUCAGUGGAUCCCCCACGUCAUGAUCAGCAGCGGCAAGCUUGAUAAAUUUGGCCGCUCUCAGUCAUAUAUCGAGUAUACCAAGGACCCUCCCGCCUUCAAAACCAACGUGGUGGAAUCAGAAGAAUCGGCGGAUUGAUAAAGCGUCCGGAAGCAUCCUCUCUUUUAUCGAGAUACCACUGCUCGUGCUUCCUUCUUGAUCGAGGACAGCGGAUCACUGGCUGCUCAGCAUUUUCCCUAUCUUUCGCUUCAUGUUUUCCUCCCCCCCGUUUCGUGGUUGUGUCGCUUGAUUUAAACCUUUCUGUUUGGUUUUAUUUUGCAUGCCUUCUGUAAUUUCUGUUUCCUGGUGUUUUUGAUACAUAUGUAAUUUCUGUUUCCUCUUGUUUUGAUGACAUGAUCAUUUGCUGGAGUGUAACUUUUAGAAUUUAUAUGAAAUCAAUCAACAUUUCUCUCAAA
Molecule: messenger RNA, 3654 nt
Organism: Phoenix dactylifera (date palm)
Lineage: Eukaryota; Viridiplantae; Streptophyta; Magnoliopsida; Arecales; Arecaceae
Source: RefSeq, a predicted model, not a curated record